AGUCGUAGUUGGUAAAACUUCAUGAUAUAUCGUCAGUGAUGUUUUGUAUUCUUAGUCGUUUGAGGCGUUCUUAAGAUUGAAAAAUUCCAAUUUUGGACUAGACUGACGAUUCAUUUACGCAAACAGCUUAGAUAUAUCAAAUUUAUCACUGUAGUCAUAACUUAAAAAAUCAAUCUAACGGAAUAGCCUUCUUAAGUUCUCCAAAAUUCGAAUUCAUUUAAAAAAAAAAUGGCAGUGAGUUUUUUCAAACAAAGAACGAACCGUGAAAGCCAGAUGAGAACCAAAACGCAGACUGGACCAGGGACGGCGCCAUCACCAGCUUCGCCCGGUGGUAUCGGUUUCAGCCAGAGUAUGAAAGAUCUGACUCGUCCGAAACCGGGCUUUUCUCCGGAGCGAAUGAAAGCACAGCACAAGUCCGGAUCGCCUGUGUUCGCUGGAUUGAGCAGCGUCCAGAAGGCUGGAAGCUUCACUAGUCGAUCAUUGGAAACUUUAACCCGACCCAAAAGUGCUGAAUCGCCUUCGCUUCUGCCUGCUAUCGAAAAUAACCGAAACGGAGCCUCUAACUACCAAAUGACCAAUCAGAAUGGCUCGAUUUUUGGGCAAACGUCAGCCAAUCAAAACGCUUCUAAUGGAGCUACAGGAAUGAUUGCGCCAUCAAUGUCUUCAGUUGGAAUUUCAGUCGGAAAUGGAACAAGCUCGGCGAAUGCGAGUAACGCAGUAGGCGUGAGCAGCGGGGCGGGAGGGGUGUCGCCGGGAAACACCCCUGGAAACUCUGUGCCAAAGAACUACUCCGCUACAACAACCUUACUGCUUCCACAGUAUAGUAUUCAACCACUCCUGUACCUUAACAACCUGCUGACAGUUGCCAAACUGGAUGAAUUGAGACGCAAUAGUGUGGCAACCGCUUUUCCCAAUUCACCCUACCCCCUGAAGACACCUGCACCAACUACUGCAGCUGCAGUGUCCGGACUUUUCGCACCCGGAGGAGGAGCACAUCACCAUCAUCAUCAGUUUGGAGUCAGCACUGUGCCGGCGGCGGCGCCUUUGAGCGCGGCUCAGAACUUCAUGCUCUCAGAUUUGAGCCCUAGAAAAUUUGAGUUUGAUCAAAUACGGAAGCCAACUCCUUCGGUACAACUGCCGCCCAUAUCGAAGAGCUCAUUUUCAUGCAAAGAGUGCUUUUUCACGACAAAUCAGCAAAGCAAACUGGAUAUUCACAUAAUGACCAUCCACAAUCAAAUCAGACGACAAAUAGAGAAGCCAAUCACUAGCGAGAGCCAGGAGAGAAGUUUCAACCAAUCCGCGGACGGCUCGAAUACUCACUUCGACGAACACAACACGACUUCAGAAUCGAAUCCGAACAACGAUUCGGGCAGUUCGUCGUUGAACUCGCUGUCCAAUCAGAGCGGAGUAAGUCAAAAACCUUUUAAAUGUACUAACUGUAGUUACAGUACAAUUUAUGAAAACUGUCUCAAAUCGCACCAAGCGCGGCACUCGACUGAGUUUGAAGAAAUUCUUCAGUCCACACUCUUGACUGAAAUGAAAUUUGGCGGCGGAUAUAAGUGUACGAUCUGCAACAAUUAUAACACAUCCUACAAAAAGUGUCUUGCAAGUCAUUUGCUUAAACAUAAAAAGGGAUCUUCAGGUCUAGUAGGCCCAAUUCAGAAAAUCACUCGUCCGAGAAGUUUGUCUAACAAGUCAUCAAAUAGCCGAAGUGGUUCAGCAAAUGGCGGCGCUCCCGAUUCUUACCGGCGGCCGACGAGCGGAAACAGCAGUGUGAACUACUCAGACGACGAUCAGUGUAGUUCGCUACUCGAGGCGACGAACCGAGACUUGACGAUUGACGAAGAAGGGGAGCUUCCUGAGUUCGAAAUUCCCCAGGAAUGUGACGAGGACGACGACGCUCCGAGUUCUAAACGACAAAAUAUGCGAUCGUCGAACGAAUACAUGGACGUUGACGAACACCGCCAGGUCGUGACUUCAACACCCGACGUCACGCGAAGAUCCGACGUCGCAAUGCGACAAUCUGACAACGCGUGUCCAUUUUGCGAGACGAUUUUCAAAAGUGAGAGAAUGUUUAAUGUUCACAUGUCGUUUCACAGCGAAGUUAAUCCGUUCACGUGCAAAUCUUGUGGAGAAGUUUGCAGCGAUAGUUAUGAGUUUGAGCUUCAUUUGAUUCAUGCGCCUCAUUAAUUGAACAGUUUCACACUCAAGAAAAAUAUCGUGGUAUUUUUGGCAAUUUGGUUUUUCGAAUCUCGCAGAUGUUGACUAAUCUAAGCAAGUUUUAGACAUACGUUUAACGUUUAAUUCAAAGUUCACCAAACUGGUGAUAUCGAAAAUUAAAUUUUUUAUAGGUUAAGUUAAAUUGUUCUGGAAACAAAUUUUGUUCGAAGUGAAUUACAUUUGUUAUUGUAUAUCAUAGUAACAAUCGGCUCUUUUUGCUCCUGUGAUUUUUAGUUCAA
Symsagittifera roscoffensis is the source of this 2459-nucleotide messenger RNA. RefSeq names its product zinc finger protein 90-like. Gene Ontology annotation, biological process: regulation of transcription by RNA polymerase II. The coding region runs from base 229 to 2190 and encodes 653 amino acids. Gene Ontology annotation, molecular function: RNA polymerase II cis-regulatory region sequence-specific DNA binding; DNA-binding transcription repressor activity, RNA polymerase II-specific. The record is from RefSeq and is a predicted model, not a curated record. The transcript is spliced from 5 exons. Gene Ontology annotation, cellular component: nucleoplasm. Lineage: Eukaryota; Metazoa; Xenacoelomorpha; Acoela; Convolutidae.